GUUUCCCUCUUUUUUAUUAGCCAUAUACUCAUUCAUUCACUCUCACACAUUGAACUCAGAAACUGGGAGAGAGAGAGAGUGGUACACCCCUAUCACCUCAGCAAAAACAACUUCAAAGCUGGGUGCGAAACAGAUGAUCCAAUCCUUGUAGUUCACAAAUCUUUGACACAUCUCAAAUGAACAUGGCUCCGAUGGUUCCAAUUGCAACUAGCAAUGUUUCAGUUACUCCAGGAGCUGUCUUUAUCACGAGAAAGAAUACAUGUUUAUCAAGAUGCAAUGUUUUGCGGAAAUCGAGCAAGCAAACUUUACCUACCCCAAAAUAUAACCUGCCUCUGUCAACAUCUGUUAAAUUGUUUCCCCAUUUUAGAGUUGGUUGCAUUUUACGACCUAAAUUAAGAGGUUUCAUAGUAUCAGCAACUGAAACUGAUGUAGCAGUGGAAGAAGUAGAAUCAGCUGCUACAGAUGAUGGAUCAGGUGAAGCCUCAGAAGCUUCAUCCGAUGCUUCUAACACAAGUGAAGAAACAUCUGUUCGAGCUAAGCGUACAAGACCUGCUAGGAAGAGUGAGAUGCCCCCUGUGAAGAAUGAAGAUCUUAUUCCGGGUGCAACUUUUACUGGAAAGGUCAGAUCAAUCCAGCCAUUUGGCGCUUUUGUUGAUUUUGGAGCUUUUACAGAUGGACUUGUGCAUGUUUCUAGGUUGAGUGAUAGUUUUGUAAAGGAUGUCGGAAGCAUUGUAUCUGUUGGACAAGAGGUGACAGUGAGAUUAGUUGAAGCAAACACUGAGACUGGGCGCAUAUCUCUCACCAUGCGUGAAAGUGAUGAUCCUAGUAGGCCUCAGCAACAGAAAGAUGCUCCAACCAGCAGUGACAGACCCCGAACUCCAAGGAAGAACACACAAAGGAACAACCAAAGGAGAGAUGAGGUUAAGAAAGUCUCAAAGUUUGUUAAAGGGCAGGAUCUUGAGGGCACUGUAAAAAAUUUAGCCAGAUCUGGUGCUUUUAUAUCUCUUCCUGAAGGAGAGGAAGGAUUCCUGCCUGCAUCAGAGGAAGCUGAUGAAGCGUUCGGAAUUAUCGACAGUGGCUCUUCACUACAAGUAGGUCAAGAAGUUAGUGUCCGUGUAUUACGAAUUACCAGAGGACAGGUAACUUUGACUAUGAAAAAAGAAGAAGCUGCUUCAGAGUUGGACUCAAAGCUCAACCAGGGUGUUGUCCAUUUGGCGACAAAUCCUUUUGUUUUGGCUUUCCGUAGCAAUGAAGAAAUUUCUUCAUUUCUGGAUGAGAGGGAAAAAGAGGAGGAACUAGCUGAACAAUCAAAGGAAGAUGCAGAGGAAGCAGAUGUGGCGGCUGAUAAGACGGAUGUCUUGCCUGAAACUACAGGCAAUGAGGAAGAAUCAGUCAAUGCUGCAAUUGAUGGUUUUCCUGAAACUAUAGAUGACGAGGAUACAAAACAAAACAUUGAUGAAGAAGUGGAGUCAGUUUCUGAAAAUGCUGAGGCGUCACCUGUGGGAGAUGCUGUGGAACCUGAAGCUGAAACUGGCUCAUCUGAGCAAAUAGCUGAUCAGAUUUCAGCAUCUGAAACUGUGGCUGGCGAGGAGGUCGUGGAGAAACUAACUGAUGAUGCAGUAGCGAAAAAUGAGGUUGAAACUCAAAUAGCAAGUGUCACAGAAGCUGCCAAAGAAACAGAGGAAACUAGUGGCGAUGAGAAUGGAAGUAUAUCAAGCCCAGCUGGACAAUCUGAAACUCCUUUGGAGAAUAGCAAGGAUGAAGUAAGUCAGGAAGGUGCUGAAGUUGUGGAGAGUAAAGUUGAAAAUACUCCUUCCAUAGAGGACCAAUCAACUGAUACAGCUGCUCAGAAGGAAGAGGUGGCUACCGCUGCUGAGCAAGAUAGAAAUGUUGCGAACUCAAGUGAGCAAAAUGGGACUGCUUCAUCAAAUGAAGCCGCAGCAAAAGAUAGAAAUGUUGCGAACUCAAGUGAGCAAAAUGGGACUGCUUUAUCAAAUGAAGCCGCAGCAAAAGCUAUUUCACCUGCUCUUGUGAAACAAUUGC
Molecule: messenger RNA, 2043 nt
Organism: Nicotiana tabacum (common tobacco)
Lineage: Eukaryota; Viridiplantae; Streptophyta; Magnoliopsida; Solanales; Solanaceae
Source: RefSeq, a predicted model, not a curated record